CCGAAGGUAAAAAAACCCGUUGAGAUCGAAAUCGCAAAGCUACAAGAGAUAAAUCUCAUCGCCGGAACUCCGAUUGUUUCCUCCGGCAGCUGAAUAACAAUCCGAUUAACAGCCAUGACUGAGUACUGGGUUAGCCAGGGAAACAAGUGGUGCGAUUUCUGCAAAAUCUUCCUCUCCAACAAUCCUUCCAGCGUCAGAAAUCAUGAGCUCGGCCAACGCCAUAAGGAUAAUGUUGCACAGAGGCUUAAUUCGCUGAGACAGGAGAAAACUGCUAAAGAGAAAGAACAGAAAGAGGCAGCUCGAGCUCUCGAACAAAUAGAAGCUAAAGCACAACGCAGUUAUCAGAAGGAUAUCACUCAAGUCCAAGCAGGUGGUAAAGAUCCUUCUGUUUCUCAAGAUUGGGGGCAGGAUGACAGCACAUCAGGCUACUAUUACAAUGGGAACGAUGGUUGUUACUAUGAUCCAAAAUCUGGAUUUUACUACAGUGAUGCUUUAGGUCGGUGGGGGUCACGGGAAGAGGCAAUAGCAGCAACUCAAGUCACAACGACACAGCCUGUCCCAAAGAAGCCUAUUUUGAAGAACAACCUUGUAGUCUCAGAAGCAACAACAAAGUCUGAGUCCUCAUCAGGGGACAAAAUCACUCUUCAAAGUGGGCCCCCACCGGGGCGUGUUGUUUCAACUCCGCUUAAUCCUACCAGAUCCGUGAAAGGCGCUGCUCCUUCUUCGCUAAUGGUGGAUAACAAACGGAAAAGGGAAUCAGCCCAAAAGAAGCCAUCAAAAGCUAUGUCAGAGGCAGAAUCAGCCGCUCUGAAAGCAAGGGAAGCUGCCAGGAAGCGCGUUGAAGAAAGAGAGAAGUCUUUGCUUGGCCUUUAUAAGCAUUAAUCAUUCUUUUUCUUUCUUUUGACUCCUCGUUCCUUCACACUUUGGGGGGGGGNGAUGUUGCUAAGCAAUAUAUCCCUAUACCAAUUUGUAACUUGCCAGGGAGAUUUUGGCUUUCCAUGUUGCCAUUGAUGAGACAUUGAAUUUGUUCUCAUUUUGCCUACCAAGAUCCUAUUAACUCGUGUGUGUACUGGGGUUGUUUAGUUUCAUUGUUUCAAGUCAUACCGCUUUGGACUCUAUCAAAUCAAGGAGACAUGUGACCUACAAAAAUAAAUGAAUGAAUAAAGGCCAGAGAAUACU
Messenger RNA from Cuscuta campestris, 1179 nucleotides. Lineage: Eukaryota; Viridiplantae; Streptophyta; Magnoliopsida; Solanales; Convolvulaceae. The record is from the annotation of a GenBank genome assembly.